CGGAACCAUGCCGCUCACACCUCUCGUGUACUGGGCUCAACGCCAUGAGGACGUCUACCUGAGAGUGGACCUGACGGACGCACAGAAUAUUGAUGUCCACGUACAUGAAAAAUCGCUUCAGUUUAGAGCCCAGGGCCAUGGUGCAAAAGGACAAAAUGAAUACGAGUUCAGUUUGGAGUUUCUUUUACCAGUAAAGUCAGAGGUGAACCACAGGUCCACACAGCGGCAGGUGAAUAUUAUUUUGCGGAAAGAGCAGCGAGGCUGGUGGGACAGACUGACGCUGCAGGAGCGCAAACCAGUCUUCCUCGCGCCGGACUUUGACCGCUGGCUGGACGAGUCAGAUGCUGAGAUGGAGAUACGGGAAAAGGAGGAGAAAAAGAACAGACUGAAGGCUUCAAGGCAAGAAGAGGGAGGGUUUGUCAGCCUGACAACAGGACUUUUGUUUGUAUAUAAUCUGGUUCAGUUUCUUGGUUUUUCAUGGAUCUUUGUCAACAUGACCGUGCGGCUCUUUAUCUUGGGCCAAGAUUCUUUGUACGACACAUUUCACACCAUAUCGGACGUGAUGUUCUUCUGCCAGAUCCUGGCAGCGGUAGAAGUCCUCAACGCUGCUUUUGGUGUAGUCCGGACAGGUGUCAUUCCAACUCUUAUACAGGUGGUUGGAAGGAAUUUUAUUCUCUUCGUCAUUUUUGGUAGUGUUGAAGAAAUGCACCACCGGCCAGUUGUGUUCUUCGUUUUCUAUCUGUGGAGCGCCAUUGAGAUUUUUAGGUAUCCAUUUUACAUGCUGGGCUGUUUCAACACUGAGUGGAAAACUCUCACAUGGCUGCGGUACACGAUCUGGAUACCACUGUACCCAUUAGGUGUUGUAGCUGAAGCUGUUGCGGUGAUACAAUCCAUUCCCAUCUUUGACGAGACCAAACUCUUCAGCAUUCCUCUGCCGAAAGCUCUUGGUACCUCCAUCCGCUUCUCUUACGUCCUGCACAUCUAUCUUGUCCUCAUGUUUCUUGGACUUUUGAUCAACUUUCGUCAUCUUUACAAGCAAAGGAAGAGGCGUUUCCGUACCAAAAAGAGGAAAGCAAAUUGAGAUUCACCACC
Molecule: messenger RNA, 1092 nt
Organism: Anoplopoma fimbria (sablefish)
Lineage: Eukaryota; Metazoa; Chordata; Actinopteri; Perciformes; Anoplopomatidae
Gene: hacd3
Product: 3-hydroxyacyl-CoA dehydratase 3
Exons: 11
Coding region: 8-1081 (357 amino acids)
Biological process (GO): sphingolipid biosynthetic process; fatty acid elongation; very long-chain fatty acid biosynthetic process
Cellular component (GO): endoplasmic reticulum membrane
Molecular function (GO): 3-hydroxyacyl-CoA dehydratase activity
Source: RefSeq, a predicted model, not a curated record